Messenger RNA from Gongylonema pulchrum, 240 nucleotides. The record is from the annotation of a GenBank genome assembly. Lineage: Eukaryota; Metazoa; Nematoda; Chromadorea; Rhabditida; Gongylonematidae.
AUGGCUGUAGGUUCGGUGCCACCUCUGCCACCGUCUCAACCACCGGCGCCACCAGCUGCUCGCGCCGACAAGGAUCGUCUGCCAAAAAUUGGUGAUGCGUUGAAAUCUGAAAGGCAAAUUUUUCGGUUACAAAAAAUUAUCGGUGAAGGUGGUUACGGGAUCGUAUUCGAAAGCGAACUUGAAAACAGGUGGGCACUUUUACAGAGAUUAUUUUCUGUGAAAAAUAGCUCACUGAGGUAA